Messenger RNA from Patella vulgata (common limpet), 2069 nucleotides. Its product is annotated as inactive ubiquitin carboxyl-terminal hydrolase MINDY-4B. The record is from RefSeq and is a predicted model, not a curated record. The coding region runs from base 181 to 1578 and encodes 465 amino acids. NCBI's taxonomy places the organism in Eukaryota, Metazoa, Mollusca, Gastropoda, Patellidae. Gene Ontology annotation, biological process: protein K48-linked deubiquitination. The transcript is spliced from 14 exons. Gene Ontology annotation, molecular function: K48-linked deubiquitinase activity; cysteine-type deubiquitinase activity.
CUUUUGAGGGUGAAAGCGAAAACAAGGGCAGUCAUACUAGAGGUUUCCUUUGCAUUACUUUCAGUUGGGUGGAUCCAAAUAAAUUCUGGACUGACAGUCGAUUUACUUGGUUGCUGAUAAUACAUUGCCAUCUUGGUUACAUAUAACUCUGAUACAGGACGGAAGGUCAGAUGACGGAAGAUGGCCGAUACGGAAUUCGAUUCUCCUACUGAUGCUGCUGAGCAGCUGGCGAAAAUAUUAAAGUUCUUAGAACAGGACAGUAUUCAGUUUAAGGACAUCCAGAAAUCUGAGAAAAGAACUACUAAUGAUGAUAAAAACACCGCGCCUUCAAUACCCCAGCCUCAAAUCCCCGUCUUAGAUUUUGAUACUUGGAGAAGGAAUAGAAGUAAUCUAUCUAAAGAAUUCUCGACAUAUGGUAUACAAUCUGGUUUUGUUCCUGGUAGAAGAAAUAUUAUUGGAGGGAACCCCAUCACUCUGGAAACAGCCCUGGAAAUUAGAAAUAUUGUUAAUGGCUCAGCCAUUCAUUCCCUAAGCACUGAAUGGAAGAAAUCCGCAAUCACUUUCUGUUAUCUCGACAGCGCUUUUCCUUAUGGUCUACAGACGCAAAGAGGGUGUGGUAGUAAAAGUGUAUUAUUAUGUAUACAGGCCUUUUUAUUGAAACAUCUUUUAUUCACCACUGGAGACGAGACAAAUCUUUUAGCGACCAGUCCCCUAACACCGAGUGAGUCAGAGAGGAAUAUGGCGCUAGUUCAAGCUCUGGCUGAAAUAUUAUGGACAGCCGGAGAGAAAGAGAGGUGCUGUAUUUGCCUUCAUCUUGCUGACGUCUGUUUUGAUACUGAUUAUCGAUAUAGACCUGAUGCUAUCACAGAAAGGAUAUAUGUCUUUGAAUUCGACCAGUUUGAAAGUGCAAAAUUAUUUUUGAAACGACAUAUAGAUGAGUUUAUGAGAUUAAAUGGUUGUGGAUGUUUGUUGUUUUUAUACAGUUUGGUUUUAUCACGAACAGUACGAAGAAUUAAGGAAGAUAUGGGGACUUGCAAUCAAGCGAAAUUGUUAACAGAUAUGGAAGAUUGUAGUCAGUGUUUAAUCAAUCUUAUUUUGACUGGUCGAGCCGUACAGUAUCUACACAAUGGCGAUAUAUUGUAUGAUAAAUACGGGGAACUUCUGUCCAAUCCUCUAAAUGGAGUGAAAGAAAGAAGUAAAAUGGGAUUUUUAUAUUGGAAUAAAAGAGAAGAAGACGAUCAAAGAACACAGGUUGGAAGUAUGUUAAAGACACCAAAAUAUCCAAUAUGGCUAACAUCAAUCAAUGAUCAGAUUGGUCUUUUGUUUUCUACCAAUAUUGACUUGAUAAGUGACUGGAGAACAGAACAUCGAUUUACAUUGCAGUAUUACACGGGAUUGCCCAGUCACACCAAAACUACAAUUUUAUCUAUUGAUACCCUUCAGUUUAAACGGAGACCACGAACAGCUAGAUUAACUGCUAGAGAAGAAGAAAAGAAGGUGCCAGCUUUAGAACAAUGUAUAAAUACCAAAUGGUAUGGUGCCCAUAUUCACUGGAAUGGAACGCUGCCUUAUAUUUAAAUCAAGAAAGGGGAAAAUAUAUUUGAAACUAAGCCCAAUGUCUACUAACGAAUACUUCGAUAAUUAAGAGAUCUAAAGAACUUGGUAUAAGUUGAUCAAGGAUACCAAUUCUCAUAUUUUAAAGUGACAAUAAGGCACAUAAACAACAACACAACCCUAUAUUCAAUCCAAGGACAAUACUCAAAGUUUCAAUUACGUCAAAAUGAUCAAAUCUUCUAAUUAACAUUUUGACUAUAUUAAUUUCCUACAAUUUGAUUUGCAUUAUGAGUUUCUUAUAUAUGUCUACAUUUGUGUACGAACAAAGACUCUACGUUCCUUAGUUAUGUAUACUUAUAAGCCAAGACACUAAGUUCAUUUAUGUCUACCUUUGUGUACGAGCAAAGACACCAAGUUCCUUAUUGAUGUCUACAUUUAUGUGUGAGCUAAAACACUAAGUUCCUCAGUUAUGUCUAUGUAUGUGUGGUAUUUAAAAUGAUUAUGAUAAAAAUAAA